AGCUAUCUCUCAGUCAUUCAGCCAAUGUCGGUGCGUUAGGUUCACAUUGUUGUGGAUAGUGGAAUUCGAUUUGUCAUCGGGUUCUUCGCAUAACCACCAGUGGCUUAAUCCAGAAAUUAAAAUAAAUAAAUAGAAUUAUAUAAACGCGAAGCCAAUACGUUGGCAUAUAUAUAUAUAUGUAUAGCCUCCUGCUGCGGGUGUAUUUGUAUAUGUGUGGAAUUCCCAUUGCAUUCCGGUUUUUCGAAUAACAUCCAACCAACAACAAUAACAGUGUCUAUAUAAACGUCUCUUUGUCACACCGAAGUACCGACAUCGAAAAACCCCAAAAUACAAUAAUAAACUCUUCAUAAAAAAAAUCUCUAAAUAAUUGAUGCACACCCACUUGCUUACGCAAAAGUGUGAUUUUAUUAGUGUGCUUAAUCGAUGAAAUAAAAAAACCUUUUUUCAAAGACCUAGGCUCAAACUGACUCUUUUCCCCAGCCGCAGAAUGCUUAAAAUAACAGAUCGCAUGUUGAUAUGGAUCCCAUUCCUUUUGGGUGCCAUAAUUCAGUGCUUGGCGGAGCCUCAAAACAGCCAAGUUCCUCUUCAACUAUCGGUGGGAAAUCCAUUAACUGCUUUCACAGCACCCACGGCUUUUCAGAGUGGAUCAAGCCAUGUCACUUCCGUUCGGAGCAACUUUGAUACGGAUGUCUUGAUCAGCAUCUCGCAAGGUGUCCAGGACUUUGCACUCGAUCUCCUGCAGCGCAUAUCCGUUGAAGUGGAGAAGGUCAACAAGGACUUCAUGAUAUCACCCUUCUCCGUUUGGUCACUCCUCGUGCUCCUUUAUGAAGGAUCCGAGGGUGAGACCUACAAUCAGUUACGUCAAGCGCUGCGGAUCAAUGUCGAGGAUGAAAAGCUACGUGGGGCCUACAAAGUGUGGAGCUCAUUCCUUAACACGACCACACCUACCAUCGAGGUGGCAACUCUGCAGGCCAUUUACACUGGCAAGGGUUAUCCCAUCCAAAAUAACUACAGGAAUGCUAUUCAGAACUACAAUGUCCAGCCCGUGGAAGUUGACUUCUAUAGCCCAGAUUCGGUGGUGCAGAUCAACGAGGCGACCAAUCGCACAACCCGUGGACUAAUUCCGUACACUAUUCUGCCACAGGAUAUUUUUGGAGCCAAGAUGUUUCUGCUAUCCUCGCUGUACUUCAAGGGCCAAUGGAAGUUUCCUUUCAACAAGACCCUGACGAGAGAUGAACUCUUUUACAGCGAAAGCGGCGAGGCUCUCGGCAAGAUACCCAUGAUGGUGCAAGAAGCAGAUUUCCCUUAUAUCCUGAACAUCGAGGGCUUGGAUGGCUAUGUUCUGGAACUGCCCUAUGGCGUCCAGGAUAGGUUAUCGAUGAUCGUGGUGUUGCCAAAACGCGGAUUUAAAUUAAACGACGUUGCCAACAAUUUGAAAAACAUAGGACUGUGGAAAAUCCUUAAAAAACUGUCCAACGAGGGCAACGAAGUGGAGGUUGUCAUGCCCAAGUUCGUGACUUCAACUGACUUUGCUCUUAAGGGUAUCCUCAACAAGAUGGGCAUUCGAGAUCUAUUUGACGAGAGUGCCGCCAACCUAAACCGAAUGUCUCCCGGAUUAUUUGCCAAGCUAAUCAUCCACUCUACAAAGAUAAUCGUCGACGAACAGGGCACCACGGCGGGAGCUGUCACGGAGGCUGCCCUGGUCAACAAGGCCACGCCACCCAGGUUCCUUUUGAACAGGCCAUUUCAAUACAUGAUCAUAGAAAAAGCAACCGGCCUGCUGCUGUUCGCCGGCCAAGUUCGGAACCCCAAGGUGAUAAUGGUCGGGGUUUCAAUUUUUUUCGGAGCCAUCGUGAUUUUUUUGGCACAUGGUGGAUAUGCCAAUAAGACGGAUUGCAAUGAGACUGCUACUACUCCGGUUUACAUUCCCGAUUGGAACGGCGUCAUAACGGGAACCCAAAAUUUUGCUUUCCGCGUUAUAGAGAAAUUGUCAAGAAGGAAUACUAAAAAAAGCAAUAACUACCUGAUGGCGCCGUACAGUCUUUGGCUCUCAUAUAUGAUGCUAUAUUACGAAUCGCAAGGAGAAACUCAAACGGAGUUAGGUGGCUUAUUGGGAGCCUUUAUCACUUUGAAUAUAACAAAUAUGGCUGAUUUCUACAACGAUAGGCGUGGACUUCUAAAUUCUACUUCUUCCGAAUUCGAGACAGCCUCCUUUCAGGGAUUUUUUAAGGCCAAGGAAUAUUCUUCCACAAGCAAAUAUAAUCUUGUGUACUUCUACGCCGAUUUGGGACCGUGGUCACUGGACACUUUUAGGUCAGAUAAUAACCAUAAUAUAGCUAGGGCUAUAAACCAAGAAAUACGGCGAUCAACUAAAGGUCAUAUAGAACCUGAUAUUAGUAGAAAAAAUUUAUUUGUGGAAAGACUCAUCCUGGUCUCUGCCUUUUACUUCAAGGCCAAGUGGCAGAUCGCGUUUGACAAGAGCCUGACGAAAUUGGAGGACUUUCACCACGAGACAAACAACAAGGAAACCUCAAAGAAGCACAUGAUGAACCAGAUCGGAGAUUUUGCGUAUGUCAAGGACUUAAGCGGAUUGAAUGGGGAUGUUCUGGAGCUUCCGUACGCCACAACAACCAUCAGCUUAACCGAAUCGGAUUACAUAUCCGAUGAGGUUCCCUACGGUACAAAAAACUUAAGUUUAGUGAUGCUCGCUUUUCUACCCAAUCACGGCUAUAGUAUCUUCGACAUUUCCGUCAAUCUCGGAAUUCUGGGACUGCCGUUAGUCCUAGAAAAGCUGGAUGGUUUUAGAAACACAGCCAAGAACAACCAAGUGGAGGUCAAGAUUCCCAAAUUCGAUCAACAAAAUGAUUAUACGCUUAUAGAUUUUACGGCAGAGAUAGGAGCCCCGAAUGCCAUCAAAGAAUCUACUGCAAAUUUUACCUUCCAAAACUCUGACAUUCUUAAGCCUUUCCUCUCGUCUUUCUACCACUAUGUCCGUUUCGCCGUAGACGAAGAAGGCGAGCCUGGAACAGUUCCGAAGCAUUCAAAGGACAACAAGGGUACAGUCAAGUUUCACUUAAACCGACCCUUCCUGUAUAUGGUCGUGGAAAAAGGAAUGGGCUUUCGAAAAAGUGAAAAACUAAAUAAAAUUGUGAUCAGUAGAGAAAGACAGAUUAUGUUCCGAUUUCCACUGCUAUUCGGCACCAUUGUCCUUUUUUCGGUUUUACGAUGCAACAAUGCCAAUAAUAUGAUGGACACCACUUCGAAGGGAGUGCACGAUUUUUCCCUUGACCUUCUGCAACACAUAUCCGUCGAUCCGCAAAAUUCGAACAAGAACUUUAUGAUAUCGCCGUACUCUGUGUGGUCUCUCCUGGUCCUUCUCUACGAUGGAUCGUCGGGCGAAACCUACAACCAGCUGCGUCAGACCCUGCGUAUCAGUGUCGAUGAUCAAACACUAAGCGGGUUCCUCAAGGCGAAGAACCAAUUUCUCAACACCAAAUCCUCGGGAGUCGACAUCGGUUCCCUUCAGGCUAUUUACACCGACAUUAAAUAUCCUAUCAUGAGAAGUUACUGGACAGCCAUUCAGAAUUAUAACGUUAAGCCCGUAGAAGUAAAUUUCAACGACCUGAGUACGGGGAGUCGAAUAAAUCAGGACAUUAGUCGCAGCACAAGAGGUCUUAUAAAAAACUCCGUACAGCAACGAGAUUUGCUUAACGCUAGGAUGUUUUUGCUUUCUUCUCUCUACUUCAAGGGUCAAUGGACGAUACCAUUUAAUAAAGAAAUAACACGAGAUUACCCUUUUCACAACGAGAACGAUGAGGUUAUCGCUCAGGUGCCGAUGAUGGCGCAGGAAGGAAAUUUCGCCGCUGUCCCCCAGGCAAAGGGGCUGGGUGCCCAUGUUAUACAGAUGACCUACGGCUCCCUCGAGUGGAUUUCAAUGAUUGUUAUUGUCCCUGAACAAAAAGUUACACUAAAUGCUGUAAUUAAUAAUCUUAAGACCGUGGGAUUGCACUCCAUUCUUAAACAGUUGGCCGACUACAAAACGCAUUCCCCGGAUGCAUCGAUUAAUGUCAUAAUGCCAAAGUUUGAAACGUCUACGGACCUUUCACUCAAGGAAGUCCUCACUCAGAUGGGCAUCAGGGACCUUUUUGAUGAGAAAACCGCCAAUCUGGACCGCAUGGCUAAAGGAUUAUUCGCCUCACUCUGCAAACAUUCCUCAAAGAUCACUGUUGAUGAGGAAGGAACCACGGCCGCAGCAGUCACAGUGGCUGAGCUGAGCAGCAGAUUUGCUCCCGCUACACUCCGCGUGAACAAACCUUUCCUGUACUUAAUUGUCGAAAAGGAAAGUGGAUUGCUACUUUUCGCUGGCCAAGUUCGGAACCCUAAGGCAGCUUAGCGUUCCUUGAUUGCCUUUAUUAACAUCUUUAUUUCUUGGUACGACCCGUGGCUUUUUUGCCACCCACGGGCUGCUGUUUGUCUUUACCGGCCUUGCUGGAAAUGAGGGGGUGUGUUUCUGUAAUAAAGAGUUUAUGAUUCAAAUGCCAA
Messenger RNA from Drosophila eugracilis, 4542 nucleotides. RefSeq lists its product as uncharacterized. The transcript has 13 exons. The coding region runs from base 488 to 4393 and encodes 1301 amino acids. The record is from RefSeq and is a predicted model, not a curated record. Gene Ontology annotation, molecular function: serine-type endopeptidase inhibitor activity. Lineage: Eukaryota; Metazoa; Arthropoda; Insecta; Diptera; Drosophilidae.